CAGUCGCUCAAGCCGCCGGCGUGCCCUUGCCCUCCCCGCGUGUGUGGUGGGCCUCCCCUAGGUCGACUCAGCCUCGACACGAGUACCUGCCGGGGAGACAAAGGCGGUCGGGCGUGGUGCUGCUGGGUCACCCACAUCUACACAUCUUCGUGGUGCGCCGCGACGCCGUCAUGCUGACAUCGGCGCUCGCCCGCGCCAGCCGGGCGCUACCGCCGGGCGCCGUCGCCGCCUCUCCCGCCGGCGCCGGGGCCUUCGUUCACCGCCGGGCCUUCCGUCCGUCGGCCACCACCUGCUCCUCCACCUCAUCUGCCUCUGGGUGUCUGUCCCCCGUGUCGUCGCGCGCCGCCGCGUUUGGAGAGCGCCUGGCCAUCUCGGACCGGCACGGCACGGCGACGUAUGGGGCCCUGCUGCGGGCAGCGGGGCGCGUCGCGCGGCGCAUCCAGCGGGCACUCGGGGGAGAUGACAGCGGGAAUCCGGCGUCGCAGGCGGUGGCGUUCCUGUGCCCCAACGACGCGCGCUACGUGGCGGCCCAGUGGGCCACGUGGCUACGCGGCUCGGUGGCCGUGCCGCUCUACCACCGUCACCCGCGGCGCGAGCUCCACUACGUGGCGGGCGACUGCGGCGCCCGCGUCGUCCUCUCGACGGAGGAGUUCGCCGAGGCGGCCGCGGGUGUCGCCCGCGAGAUUGGCGUGCCGCACGUCACGGUGAUGCACAGCGACGUGUAUGGUGGGGGGGGUGGCGGCGACGACGACGACGGGGCGGGGGGGGGCGGGGCGGCCGCCGGCGGCGACUGGCGAGACCACCCGGCGAUGAUCGUCUACACCAGCGGCACGACCGGGAGGCCCAAGGGAGUCCUGAGCACGCACGGCAAUCUCCACGCGCAGGUCUCCUGCCUGCUGGAGGCUUGGGAGUGGAGCUGCGAUGACGUCAUCCUCCACACGCUGCCCCUGCACCACACGCACGGCAUCAUCAACAAGCUUCUGUGCCCGCUCGCCGUGGGGGCCUCGUGUGUCAUGCUCCCCGAGUUCGAUGCCCGGCAGGUGUGGGAGCACCUGCUGAGCGGCGAUGCGUCGCCGCGGGUGAACGUGUUCAUGGCGGUGCCCACGGUGUACGCGCGGCUCAUCGACUACUACGACGAGCACUACACGCGGCCUCGCGUCCGCGACUUCGUGCGCGGCAUGUGCAAGGAGCACAUCCGCCUCAUGGUGUCGGGCUCUGCGGCGCUGCCAACGCCGGUGCUGGAACGCUGGGAGGAGAUCACGGGCCACCGCCUCCUGGAGCGCUACGGCAUGACCGAGCUGGGCAUGGUGCUCUCAAACCCACUGCGCGGGGAUAGGAUUCCCGGCACGGUGGGGUCACCGCUGCCGGGCGUGGAAGUGAGGAUCGUCAUGGAGGCGGUGAGUGGGGGGGGCGAGUCGUGCAAGGCGAUCGUCCAGGCAGACAGCAAGUCCACGAGGGUGACGCCGGGCUUCGAGGGCAAGGAGGGCGAGCUGCAGGUGUCAGGACCCUCCGUCUUCAAGGAGUACUGGCGGCGGCCUCUUGAGACCAAGGAGGCGUUCACGUCGGACGGCUGGUUCAAGACGGGCGACACGGCCGUGUACCGUGACGGCGCGUUCCGCCUGCUGGGGCGCACGUCAGCUGACAUCAUCAAGAGCGGCGGGUACAAGAUCAGCGCGCUGGAGGUGGAGUGGAAUCUCCUGUCUCACCCCGACAUCACCGACGUGGCGGUGAUCGGGUCCCCCGACUCGCUGUGGGGCCAGCGAGUGACGGCGCUGGUGGUGCUGCGGCGGGGAGCGACGCUCACCCUCAAGCAGAUCAAGGAGUGGGCAAGGGAGAGGAUGGUGGCCUACACGAUCCCGUCGGAGAUGAUCCUCAUGGAUGAGCUGCCCAGGAACGCCAUGGGCAAGGUGAACAAGAAGGACCUGCUGAAGAAGUUCUUCCCGUGACGGCGGAGGGGCGCUGUUGACGGCUCCAGGUUUUUGGUGGGGGGCUGG
Lethenteron reissneri (Far Eastern brook lamprey) is the source of this 1994-nucleotide messenger RNA. RefSeq names its product malonate--CoA ligase ACSF3, mitochondrial-like. Gene Ontology annotation, molecular function: medium-chain fatty acid-CoA ligase activity. NCBI's taxonomy places the organism in Eukaryota, Metazoa, Chordata, Hyperoartia, Petromyzontiformes, Petromyzontidae. The record is from RefSeq and is a predicted model, not a curated record. Gene Ontology annotation, biological process: fatty acid metabolic process.